This is a messenger RNA of Coturnix japonica (Japanese quail), 748 nucleotides long. It is a transcript of the gene SUPT4H1, whose product is annotated as SPT4 homolog, DSIF elongation factor subunit. Gene Ontology annotation, cellular component: DSIF complex; nucleus. Gene Ontology annotation, molecular function: zinc ion binding; RNA polymerase II complex binding. Gene Ontology annotation, biological process: regulation of DNA-templated transcription; transcription elongation-coupled chromatin remodeling; transcription elongation by RNA polymerase II. The record is from RefSeq and is a predicted model, not a curated record. Lineage: Eukaryota; Metazoa; Chordata; Aves; Galliformes; Phasianidae.
CCCCCUCCGGUCUCUGCCCGCUCCAGCCCCGCUCUGCGCGUGCGCGGCGGCGGCAGCGAUGGCGCUGGAGACCGUCCCCAAAGACCUGCGGCACCUCCGGGCCUGUCUGCUCUGCUCCCUGGUCAAGACCCUCGAGCAGUUCGAGUACGACGGCUGCGAUAACUGCGAUGCCUACCUGCAGAUGAAAGGGAACCGCGAGAUGGUCUACGACUGCACCAGCUCCUCCUUCGACGGGAUCAUCGCCAUGAUGAGCCCCGAGGACAGCUGGGUGUCCAAGUGGCAGCGCAUCAGUAACUUCAAGCCUGGUGUGUAUGCGGUGUCUGUGACCGGCCGCCUGCCCCAAGGGAUUGUCCGAGAGCUGAAGAGCCGUGGUGUGGCUUAUAAGUCACGAGACACAGCUAUCAAAACCUAAGGGGCUCUGGUGCUGCGUGGAGGAUUCCUUGUGCUCUGCUGGGCUGCUCAGCGAGGCAGCUGCUACAUGGAGCACUGCUCUGAAACCUUGUAGUUUUAGCAUGAGGGACCUGGACUCUGAGGGAGCUGCUGGCUCGGCUGCUCUUGCUCUGUACCUCUGGACUCACUGCUGGACCACAGAGACCUUCAAAUCAGUUGCGUCCUUGACAGGGCCUGGGGUGUUAGUAGGUCUGGGAAAGAGGUGUUUAAUGGUGAUGCACAAACCUUUGUAGUCACGGUGGGUAAGAGGAGCUGGGACACAGCUGUAAAUAAUUCAAUAAAACAUGUUUUCUGGUCA